AUGGAGCCCCAGGAGGAAGGGAACCCGUCCCAGCUUAGAGAAGGCACUCAGGCUGCCGCAAACGAAGGAGCCACCAGUGCCCCAUCAAUGACUGCAUCGGACAGUCAGAUUGACGACACCCUGAGAGACCUUGAACAGCUCAACGACGCUGACUUCGGAGAGCGAUCAAAUUGGCAGCCCGACUCUGUUGACGAGCCGAAUCCAAAACGCAUCAGAUUCGGUGCGCCCGGGAAGGCCCUGGGUUCAGCAACCGGCCUGGGCACAGCGGCACCUCUGAAGAACGCGAUGAUGAGCGUCCCCAUGGACCCCUCGCUUCGGCCGACAGAACCGGAAAAAAGUGACAGUGAUGAGGAGACUGAAGACGACGAGGACGAGAAGGACGACCCGACGUUUGGUGCAGUUCCUGACGCCGCUGGGCUCGAUCAGGUGAUGGCGAAGUACUCGGGGGAGAAGAAGGGUCGAAAGAGCAAGGGGAUGUCGGCUGUCGACGUUGAAAAUGCGCGAGCGGCAGAGAAGGCAAGGAAGGUGACGGUGAAGGUGAACAAGAUCAGCAUUCUCCCCAAGCGGUUCCACAAACACCCCGACGUACACGACGGCUGCAUAGAGGUCCCCCUAGCGAUGUGCAAACCCGCCUCUGAGCUGCCAGUCUUGAGGCCCCCGUCUGAGCCGCUGGCUGAGAGGGUGCGCAUUUCGGAGCGGGUCCCCACAAAAGCGGCUAUCCGGCUGCAAACCGACGUCUUCAACAACCACGGGUACGACCCGAACAAGGGGUACUUCGUGGGGACGGCGACCGCGUUUGGAGACUGGAUCAAGCCGAUAACGGACGUGGACAGGGAAGCCAUGUGCGAGCCUCUCCGCAAGGACCUGGAGGAAUGGGAAGCCUUAGUGGUGAAGCGGGGGGUGGUGGAUAACGACCCUUUCUACCAGUGGAUCGGGGCGCACAUCCUGUACCAUUUCCUUUUCCUGGCAGACGGCAACACCAGAGAGGAAGGCUGGGUGGCUGCGAUCGAGAAGCUUGUGGGCAUCAUCAAGACAGUUCCACGACCCCGGAUGGUGGUGUUCGAGAUAAUCGAGAAGAACUGUCGCCAGAUCGCUCUCCUCUCAGAAGAGAUCAACAAGUCGGAGCUGGACGCAAAGGUCGUUACGACCCCGCUGCAGAAGCUGGCGUUGCUGCACGACAAGAACAGGAUGGAGACGGAGGAGGUGAAGAAGUGGAUUCCAGCAUCGUCGAUGGCGCUCCUGAAGGAGAAGCUGAACAUCAACCUGCUGAGGAAGAAGAAGGCCGACGCCUGCCGGCACAAUGUCCUCGUGUUCGUCUUCAUGGAGCAGCCUCUCCUCCUGAAGAAGCUGCUCGACUUCCAGUUUGGCACGGACCUGAAAACCGGGGAGGACCUGGGCCGGUUCUGGACGGAGAAGGAGAAGAAGACGGUGAUCGAGAUCGAGCAGAGGAAGAUGCGGAAGCAGGUCUCCGCUGCCGGAUUUGAGAAGAGGGAUGGAGUGGGGUUCAACUACUGGGAGGCAGACAUCCGGAAGAUGGUGGAGCUGCCGGAGCUCAGCCGAGAUCUGACAAACCUGGAGAUUCUCACUACCCUGAAGGAGCUGAACCUGGCAGCCUUCCUGGACGUGACAGUGCUGGGGCACCUGAAGCUGCGAAGGGCCGAUCUGCAGAAGAAAGGCCUGGAGCUCACAAAGGACUCGCUCGAUCCAUUCUUCACGUCUGUGAAGGCUCUCCAGGUGGCGGGGGAACUGGCAGUCGACUGGCUGGAGGAGCAGAAGCUGGUAGAGAAGAGGCCGGGGGAUCGGCUGCCUGGACAGAUGGGGAAGUGGAAAGGGAAGACGCUGGCAGGGCUGAUGGCAAACAAGAUGCCCCUCUGGGACUGGAUCAAGACGCUCAUCGAGGGGGAUUACUCCUCCGUCUUUGAGCACCCGUUCGCGUGGAUGGGGCAGAAGGGUCUGUCCUUCAAGUCCAUGCUGAACAAGGAGAUGAAGGAUGGUGGAAAGGCCAAGUGCCUGGAGGGCAUGUGGCGGCGUCUCCUGGUGCUGUACUUCCGAAGCUGCUUCCCCCUGCAGCUGUCUGACCUGCCCACAGACAUCGAGGACAAGUCUUCCCUCAAGACGAUGGCGGAGUGGGGUUACUCCGGCCUCCCCCGAGUGGUGAAAAAACACGCCAUGGACUGGGCGGGUCUGGAACCGGCAGCAGGCGCAGAGCUGAAGUGGUCCGCUGACAAGCAGACCUACUUCGCGGAGUGGGAGAUCAAGGCGUUGUUCGAGGGCGAGCGGCCGGGGAAGAAAAACUGGAAGGACAAAGAGGUGACGGACGGGCUGGGGAACGGGCCUCUUUCGUUGCAGGCGACGGUGGUCCUGGGGGUGGGCUGGGAAAACGAUUCCGGGGGUGUUCUGCCGAAGUGCAUUCCGGCAGAGAGGACGGACCCGGAGAUAGAGCCGGGAUUCGUGCAGUUCGUGUCACUGAGGAACCUGGCGCAGAGGGUGGGGAAGCCGGGGCCAGAGGUGAUAGGGGAGGAGAAGGAGCCUGCACCGAACGAGUCAGGUGAUGAAGAAGAAGAGGUGGAGAAAGAAGAAGGGGAGGAAGAGGAAGCUGUCGAGAACGAGGUGAAAGAGUUGGAGGGAGGAAGCGGCGUUGGGUUCCUGAAAUUCUUCGGGCCAAAGGGCGUGACAGUGGUGCCCAAGGUGAAAGAGAUCCUGGAGGCGUUGGGUUACGCAAAGGAGCUCGGAGAGAAGAAGGAGAUGGCUUUCGACGUGGAGAAAACUGGGGUGGACAUGACGGUCUUUUUCGUGCGGCCAAGGUCGAAGAAGGUGGCGGAGAUCGACGGCUCUGAGAAAGAGAUCCGCUGGCUGCCUGCGGAGGAGUUUGUGAGCGCUGUGUCGGAGAGAAUGGAGAAGGUGAUGGCGAAGGGGUCAGUGGCUGUGGUGGUAGCCCCGCCGGCGCUACCGGAGGCGUGGAUGGUGGGGCUAAAGAAGAUGCACGCGUCGACCUGGGGCUUCAGGCUGGUGGACAAGGACGGCGACCCUCUGUGGCUGCACGGCCACGACGGUACGUACAUGGAGGUGUCGUACUGGACGCCGGCUGAGGCACAUGGAGAGGUGAAGAAGACGGGAGGGGUUCUGCGCACACCGGAGGAGAUGUGCAGCUGGCCGUUGUUCCAGAGGGGAGGAAAACUGGAGACUUACACCCUCUUGUCGGAGCACGCCUACGACCUGCCGCGCGAGUUCUGGAACGACGCGCUGGACAAGACCAUAGACGCGGCGGCGUCAUCGCCGUCGGCGAUUGUGUUCCAGGAGGAGUACGGUGGCGCGUCGGAAUACUUGUCGAGGCUGGGAGUGGAUCUGCUGUCGGUGUUCUUUGCGGGGGGGAAGAAGGGAGACUUUCUGGAGAGGGAGUCAAACAAAAUCACGUGGGAUGAGGAGGUGGAGGUGGAAGAAGGAGGGGUGAAGGUCAAGAUGACGAUGGGUUACAGAGACCAAGAGGAUGAAAGCGAAAAUGAAUCAGGAGAGGACAAGAUGGAGAUGGAUGGAGAGGCAAAGGGCUUGGGGAAAGAAGCAAAAGUUGGAGACGAGAAGAGAGUGGCGACGGAGCUGGAAGAAGCGCCUGUGAAGCUUUCCCCGAUGAUGACAAGGUCAAGGAAGAAGGUAUCGAAGUAG
This is a messenger RNA of Klebsormidium nitens, 3660 nucleotides long. The record is from the annotation of a GenBank genome assembly. Lineage: Eukaryota; Viridiplantae; Streptophyta; Klebsormidiophyceae; Klebsormidiales; Klebsormidiaceae.